AUGAACCAGAAAAGCCCCCCCUGCAGGGUUGCAUUCUCUUCUUCAAAUUUGUCGUUCCAGUCAAGAGCGACUGAACAAGGUACCUUUGGCAAUAUGGAGGCUCCAGUGGCACCUGAGUUCGAUGAGACAAAGCCCAAUGGCGGCAACCCCAACAUGGAAGAUGUCAACGCGCAGUACCAGGGACUCGAGUUCCACUACCUCUAUCUGAUCAUAAUGGCUUUCUUGGUCUGGCUCAUCAUUCCCGGUAUUGCCUUCUUGUACGCAGGUCUUGCACGCCGCAAGUCCGCGUUGUCACUUCUGUUCCAGUCUCUUGCAGUCAUGGGAGUUGUCUGCUUCCAGUGGCUUUUCUGGGGCUACUCUCUCGCCUACUCGCGUACCGCCAGUCCUUUCAUUGGCAACAUGGAAUACUUCGGGUUGAAGAACGUCAUGUCUGCUCCAUCGCCCGGUUCCACCCUGCUUCCCGAGAUCGUCUUCUGCUUCUAUCAGAUGCUCUUCUGCGCCGUCACUGUGCAGCUAGUCAUUGGUGGGUCUUUCGAACGCGGCCGCAUCAUGCCUUCCAUGAUCUUCGCUUUCUGCUGGGCUACCAUCGUGUACUGUCCUAUCGCUUGCUGGACGUGGAACUCGAACGGCUGGCUUUUCAACCUCCCCAGUCUCGACUUUGCUGGUGGAGGCCCGGUUCACAUCGCCUCAGGCUGGUCCGCUCUUGCUUACGCCUUCGUACUCGGAAAGCGCCUGCCAAAGGGUGAGAAAAUCCAUGGUCGCGCACACAACCCCACUCUUGUCUUCAUCGGUACCGUCUUCAUCUGGUUCGGUUGGUACGGGUUCAACGGUGGCUCCGCGCUCAACGGAACAAUACGAUCUAUGCUGGCCGCUUUCAACACCAACACUGCUGCCUGCUUCGGUGUCCUUGGCUGGGUUAUCGUCGACUACGUUCGCACCAAAGGCCGCUUCUCCGUCGUCGGUGCGUGUUCCGGUGCCAUUGCUGGCCUUGUGGGUAUCACCCCAGCAGCCGGAUAUGUCUCAGUCUGGAUCGCUGCGCUGAUCGGUUUUCUUACUGGUGUUGUCUGCGCUCUUUGCCACAACCUUGAUAGGUGGAUCAAGAUCGACGAGGGCAUGGAUGUAUUCAAGCUUCACGGUAUCGGCGGCAUGGUCGGCUCGUUCCUUACUGGUAUCUUCGCGCAGUCCUGGGUGUACGAUCUCGAUGGCAUGGGCCCGUACGAUGCCCUUGGUGCCAUGGACGGCAACGGCAUCCAGGUCGGCUACCAGCUUGCUGAGAUCUGUGCUGUUGCUUCCUACUCCUUCACGGUCUCCUGCAUCCUGCUGUAUGCUCUCAAGUUCAUCCCAUUCCUACACCUUCGUGUCAGUGAGGAGGCUGAGAUGAUGGGUCUUGAUUUGGAUCAAUUUUUCGAAGAGGAGAUUGGUGACUGGAGCAUGAUGCACCAAAACGACGUGAGCAGUGCGAGUAGUCAUGUCAACCACGAGCCCACGAAGCCAAGAGAAGGCAUCUAA
Molecule: messenger RNA, 1509 nt
Organism: Ascochyta rabiei
Lineage: Eukaryota; Fungi; Ascomycota; Dothideomycetes; Pleosporales; Didymellaceae
Exons: 4
Coding region: 1-1509 (502 amino acids)
Biological process (GO): ammonium transmembrane transport
Cellular component (GO): plasma membrane
Molecular function (GO): ammonium channel activity
Source: RefSeq, a predicted model, not a curated record